AUGGGUAGUGUGAGCAGUUUGAUAACCAGCAGUAAGAGCUGCAGAAUUUCCGAUCACAAACUGAAGAAGAGAGGACUGAUGAAACAUGGCUUCACCAACGAAUCCGCCAUCAACAGUGACUCCAAACUGAGCCACGUCUCUGGGAACACGGACGACUUCUUCUACAUCAAAGUGAGCCAUAAACCCAGAUCAGGAGAGGAAGGGAGUGAGGAGCUGGGUCUCAGAAGAACCACACCGACCGAACUGAACCUCUCAGCAAGAUCAGAUCAGACAGCUGAAAGGUCCCUCACGCCCGGUUUUCCACGCUGCAGCAGCUCCACGGUGGAAACCCACAACAGUCUGAGAACCAUUCUGGGAAGCCGACUCAGCCCUGUCGAGCGCUCCAAAGUGGCCACACCGGAACCCAAGCUGGAGAUGAGCACCGGAUCUCCGAGUGACUCCGGGAUCUCCGGCUCCAGCUGGAUCAGCGACGGUGUUACCACGGGGAACAGAUGGACCGGUGCGGUCAACGGAGAGGACAGGGGUUCAAAUCCCAGCACCAGAUCGGCCAGCGUGCUGAGUGACCUCAUACACGGGCAGCACGGCGCGAGAACGGGCGCGGACAGGAGCUCCAGGAUCCGGGAUCGGAGGAGUCCGUUUUCUGAUCUGAGUUCAGGUUCCAUGGAUGAGCUGGUGAUGGAGCGGAAACCAGAGGGUCCAGAAUCUGACCUACAGCUUCACAACAAAGAGGUCUCCCAGCAUGCUUUGCACGCUCAGCAGCUCCUCCAGAUGCAGGUCGUCCAGCUGCAGGAGGAAAAGGAGCGACUGAAGGAAGAAAUGGAUCGGCUGGUUCGAGAGCGAGACUCUGCUCAGAGGGAAAGGAGCUUCUCCAACCAGCACACCCAGUUAACUCCCACACUGGAGGAGACACAGUGGGAGGUGUGUCAGAAAGCCGGAGAGAUUUCUCUGUUGAAGCAGCAGUUGAAGGACUCUCAGGCCGACGUGGUGAACAAGCUGAGCGAGAUCGUGGCUCUGAAAUCAGCGCUCAGAGACGCCAGGAGCAAACUGAAGGAGCUGGAGGAGAAGAACCGAGGGAAUGAGGAGGCGCUGAAGUCGCGGAGAACCGAGAUGGAGGUCUGUGAGAACGAGCUCCAGAGAAAGAAGAACGAGGCCGAGCUGCUCCGGGAGAAGGUGUUAAAGCUCGAGUCCGACAUGAAAGGACUGAGACGAGACCUCGCGGCGGCCAGAGAAGAUUGUCUGGAACUUUCCAUCCUGAAGAUCAAGCUGCAGGAGCAGCAGGACCAACUCCAGAUCUACCGGUCCGAGGCGGCCGAGCGGGAGGCAUCAGGAAAAAAGGUGGACGCAGAUGUGGACACGCUCCGGGAGGAGGUGGCCAAGCUGAGGGAGGAGCUGGAGGAGGAGAGAGAGAAGAAGGAGAAGAUCCUGGAGAGCUUCCGUCACGAGAAGCAGACGUGGAAUAAAGAGAAGGAGAAGGUGAUCAGGUAUCAGAAGCAGCUGCAGUUCAACUAUUUGCAGACGCGUCGGAAGAACCAGGAUCUGGAGAGAACGCUGAGGGAACCCAACCUCAAGAUGGGCAUCAGGACCAUGGACACAGACGUGGACGUCCAAAAAGCAGAUGAUGGUGACUUCUGUGACUCGUUGUUCUCCGUGACUGAUUGAUUCAGGUUCCUCCGUCAGUUUAUUGUGGAUUUUCUGGAGGUCAGAAAUAUACGGACAGCAACUUAGAUGAUUAAUGUGGUGCCAUCGGUGGUGUAGAAUGUUCUCUGAUGUCAUUUUGAUUUACUAUAGCUGGUGACUUCUCUGUGCCCAUAUAAAUAUGGGUUAGCUUGAAUGCUCCUGUCCAUAUGAAGAGCAACCGAACAUGUGGGUCCAGAAGAAGCUCCUGAAUCCAAAAUCCACAAUCAGCACCUUAAAGCUCCAGAAAACUUUAUCUCAGAAGCAGGAGCUUCUCAAGGCUCAUGGAGAUACUGUAUGAAGCUUGCUUGACUGUGAUCAAUGCCAGCCACGUUCCAGCAGCUAAUCUAAUCUAAUUCAAGGCAAACACGUCUGUAGCUGUUGGAUCACAAGUUGGGUUGGUUUGUUCCUCAGCUGGAUUGAAGCUGGUCAGAUGAAGAUCAAGAAGACCUCGCCGUGGACCGCGGGAGCACGUCGGGAACUUACCCAGAAUGCACUGCUCACAUUCAGUCAGUGAUGGAUUACACUCAAGUUUGUCUUUGGGGUCUUAUCUUGGGUCCAUAUAGACAUAUAGUUUGCAAAAUUAGAAUAAACAGCGCUAAGAAACAAGGCAACACAGCAAAUCGAGCGUCCAGCCUUUAGUAAAUAAGCUAUAAGUGCAGAAAUAGGCUUCAUGUUUGCUUCGGUUCUCGCUACGCUUCACAUUAACACUUACAGGAAGCAGCAUGUCAGAGUUUCAUCAUCGUAGCUGCUACUGCUUUGUACAUUAUUGUAUAUUACGUAUUUAUUCUAAAUAAAUAUUCUCUCUUUUUUA
Molecule: messenger RNA, 2488 nt
Organism: Trichomycterus rosablanca
Lineage: Eukaryota; Metazoa; Chordata; Actinopteri; Siluriformes; Trichomycteridae
Gene: lzts1
Product: leucine zipper, putative tumor suppressor 1
Exons: 5
Coding region: 1-1659 (552 amino acids)
Biological process (GO): regulation of dendrite morphogenesis; regulation of synaptic plasticity
Cellular component (GO): dendritic spine
Source: RefSeq, a predicted model, not a curated record